CCGAAGCCCCGCCCGGCCCCGCCCCACGCCAUAAGCCGCCGGCUGAGCGGGCUUGCGGCUCCCGUGGCGGCGCAGGGCAGGGAUGGCUGCGAACCGGGUGGGCAGGCGGCUGGGACGGGGGUCCCCUGCGCGCUCUCCGGGGAGUACCCGGGCGGAGCCGGCCCGCAGCCCCGGGAUCCAGAAGCGCCAAGCCCGGGUGACGGUGAAGUACGACCGGCGGGAGCUGCAGCGGCGGCUGGACACCGAGAAAUGGAUCGACGGGCGCCUGGAGGAGCUGUACCGGGGCCGGGAGGCAGAGAUGCCGGAUGAAGUGAACAUUGACGAACUCCUGGAGCUGGACGCAGACGAGGCACGGGCCGCGCAGCUGCAGGGCAUCCUGAAGUCUUGUCACAACAACACGCAGGCCUUCGUGCAGGAGCUGCUCCUCAAGCUGCGGGGGCUCCAGAAGCAGCAGGCCCUGCGGCGGCCCAGCCCGGAGCUGCAGAAGCGAGCGUGACCCCUGCCCAGGGAGGGGCCCCCCGCGGCCCUUGGCAGCGGCAGCUUCCUCCAGAGGAAUGGGACCAGCGAGGCCCUGCAAAUCCAGCCUGGGGCCGCUCGGCGGAGCCUCCUGACGCGAUAGCUUGUGCCCCUGCAGCCGGGGGUGGCACAGGCCUGGCUGUGCACAGAGCCCCCCCCACAGCCCCCUGGACAGUAUCCCCCUGCCCCCGGCCUAUGACUGGGCCCUGUGUAAAUCUCGGACGAGCUGGGUGCUCGGGGCUCAGCGGGUGCCUUUGGGUCUGUAAUAAAGCCUUGCUCUGGCGUGCUCA
Molecule: messenger RNA, 806 nt
Organism: Chelonia mydas (Green sea turtle)
Lineage: Eukaryota; Metazoa; Chordata; Testudines; Cheloniidae
Gene: PPP1R14A
Product: protein phosphatase 1 regulatory inhibitor subunit 14A
Exons: 4
Coding region: 83-496 (137 amino acids)
Biological process (GO): regulation of phosphorylation
Cellular component (GO): cytoplasm
Molecular function (GO): protein serine/threonine phosphatase inhibitor activity
Source: RefSeq, a predicted model, not a curated record